CGGCUGCAGCAACAGGCGGCGGGUUGGGCUCAGGGGGGGAGGCGGCAAAGGGGCGGGGAGCGUGAGGAGGAGCGACUCGGCCCCGCCGCUGCCGCCUCUUUCCCGCUGCAUGGACGAGCACAUCAGCCUCCUGCGCUCGCCGCCGCAGCCCUUCGCCCACCACCGCACCCACCCUCCCCAGGACCACGCGAGCGGCGGCGCCCACACUCUGGUGAACCCCGGCUACGCCGAACCCGCCGCAGGCCCCGAGCUGCCGCCCGACAUGACCGUGGUGCCCGGGGACCACCUGCAGGAGCCGGAGCUGGCCGACGGCGGCGGAGGCCAGCCCCAGGGCGGCUGCGGCGGAGGCGGAGGCGGCUGUGACCGCUAUGAGCCGCUCCCGCCCGCGCUGCCGGCUGCAGGCGAGCAGGACUGCUGCGGGGAGCGCGUGGUCAUCAACAUCUCGGGGCUGCGCUUCGAGACGCAGCUUAAGACCCUCUGCCAGUUCCCAGAGACGCUGCUGGGCGACCCCAAGCGUCGCAUGAGGUACUUCGACCCGCUCCGCAAUGAGUACUUUUUUGACCGCAACAGGCCCAGCUUCGACGCCAUCCUCUACUACUAUCAAUCCGGGGGCCGCAUCCGCCGGCCGGUCAAUGUGCCCAUCGACAUCUUCUCCGAAGAGAUCCGCUUCUACCAGCUGGGCGAGGAGGCCAUGGAGAAGUUCCGCGAGGACGAGGGCUUCCUGCGGGAGGAGGAGCGGCCCCUGCCCCGCCGCGACUUCCAGCGCCAGGUGUGGCUGCUCUUCGAGUACCCCGAGAGCUCGGGGCCGGCCCGGGGCAUAGCCAUCGUGUCUGUGCUCGUCAUCCUCAUCUCCAUUGUCAUCUUCUGCCUGGAGACCCUGCCAGAGUUCCGAGAUGAGAAGGACUACCCCUCCUCGCCGUCGCAGGACGUAUUUGAGGCAGCCAGUAACAGUACGUCGGGGUCCCCUGCGGGAGCCUCCAGCUUCUCGGAUCCCUUCUUCGUGGUGGAGACCCUGUGCAUCAUCUGGUUCUCCUUUGAGCUGCUGGUGCGAUUCUUCGCUUGCCCCAGCAAAGCCACGUUCUCGAGAAAUAUCAUGAACCUGAUAGACAUUGUGGCUAUCAUCCCAUAUUUUAUCACCCUGGGUACCGAGCUGGCCGAGCGACAGGGCAACGGACAGCAGGCCAUGUCCCUAGCUAUCCUAAGGGUCAUUCGCCUGGUGAGGGUCUUCCGCAUCUUCAAACUCUCCCGCCACUCCAAGGGACUGCAGAUUCUGGGGCAGACACUGAAGGCUUCCAUGCGGGAGUUGGGGUUGCUCAUCUUCUUCCUCUUUAUUGGGGUCAUCCUUUUCUCCAGUGCGGUCUACUUUGCUGAGGCAGACGACCCCACUUCGGGUUUUAGUAGUAUCCCGGAUGCCUUCUGGUGGGCAGUGGUAACCAUGACAACAGUAGGUUAUGGAGAUAUGCACCCAGUGACCAUAGGGGGCAAGAUCGUGGGGUCUCUUUGUGCCAUCGCUGGUGUCUUAACCAUUGCCCUGCCAGUUCCUGUAAUUGUUUCCAACUUCAAUUACUUCUACCACCGGGAGACAGAAGGGGAAGAGCAAGCCCAGUACAUGCACGUGGGAAGUUGCCAGCACCUCUCCUCCUCAGCUGAGGAGCUCCGAAAAGCACGGAGUAACUCGACUCUAAGUAAGUCGGAGUAUAUGGUGAUCGAAGAGGGGGAUAUGAACCACAGUGCUUUUCCCCAGACCCCUUUCAAAACAGGCAAUUCCACUGCCACCUGCACCACGAACAAUAAUCCCAACUCCUGUGUCAACAUCAAAAAGAUAUUCACCGAUGUUUAAUAUAGGAUAGGAGUGACAUACUGUGCUAAGUUUUGUGUGGAACGUGCCCCCUUGGUCUGUGAUGCCCUUGUUUUGUACAUUUCCAGACCAUUCAUCAAGGAAAGGACCUGAAGAAGUGGGAAGCACACUCCAUUCUCCCUCUCCCUAGUGCUUCAUACUGAAACAGGUGCCUGUGUUGCAGGUGGGCUGCAUUCUCUCAGCUCUCCUUUUCCCCCCCUCCCCCUUUCUUGAUUUUUGUGAACAACAAUCUUACAUUAAACUUGUUUUCUAGUAGUACAUGCCCUAUUUAAAAAAAAAAAAAAAAAAGUACAUCCUGGGAGGAAAUGAAACUAAAGAACAGUUAGAGUAACUGUUUAACCUCAAAAUGUUAAAGUAGUUGUUUCUUUACUAAGUAAAGAAGACAAAUACUUCAAUGAUGCUUCAGUUUGGUGGACUCUUCAACAUUAUUUAUUAAAUAUUUAGUUCAGUUGCCUAUCCUCUGGGUAUGUGGAUGAGAAGUCUUAACUAGAACUAUGACUUGUAAACCCACCAUGAGUUUUUUUGGUUUUUGACUGGAGUUUCUAGAUGAAUCCUCUUCUCCCAGAAUUUUAAAGGUCUCUACAACUUUGAACAAAGGGAAAUGCCCAAGAUGUCCUGAUCUAAUUUAACUCUUUGGGGCUUGCAAAGCAUUUUGAAAGUAUUUGACUUGACAGAUUCUGGUGAAGUUUAUGCAUUUGUCCCAGCCAACGUCUAUCAAAAUCUAAAAACAGAUGUUUUCAGUGCUGCUGAGCAACAAAAAAUUUCCUAAUGCAUCUGAGAGAUAAGCUUCUGCAGUAUCGCAAGAAGAUUAAAGUGGCAGACACCCCUUCCAGCGGAAGUUACUAAUUCGGACCUGACUGAUGCAGUUCCCAUAGCAACCCAUGUUUCCUGGGAAACCCGAAAAAGGUUGUCAUGGCAUCUUUUGCUCUCUAGCCCCACCCCCAGCCCCUUCCGUUUCCACAGUAACCUUUCCAGAUGGUUCCUACUUAACGUGAUUUCAUAAGGAAAACCACUAUUUGAAUAAACCGCACAAAUAAAGUUAAGCCUGAGAAUCUAAGGAGGUGAAAAAAACCAGGAAAUGCAUUUUUUUUGCUAUGAAAAUCAUUGAUGUUAUUCCAUAAUGACUGAAUCAAGAAGGGAAAAUAUCAUCUUUGGAAUGUUACAUGUAAACCACAAUAAGACAUGAUCUGAAUUAAAUGCCAGGUAUUAUUAGGUAAUAAUUUUAAAAGAUGCUUCUCUACAGUUUUCUUUCUCCAUGAAGUGACAAGCCAACAUAUGGAAUUUAAAAGCAAAUGUAAAAGUGUUCUGUACAUAAGCAAAUGAGAGAUUCCAUGUUCCUGAAACUACUACAAGGGACCUUCAGAUUUCCUCAUUAAAAAAAAAAAAAAAAUUACAAAGACAGGUCCUACAGCAGGACUGUCACCAACACAGCA
Molecule: messenger RNA, 3291 nt
Organism: Sciurus carolinensis (gray squirrel)
Lineage: Eukaryota; Metazoa; Chordata; Mammalia; Rodentia; Sciuridae
Gene: Kcna3
Product: potassium voltage-gated channel subfamily A member 3
Exons: 1
Coding region: 110-1840 (576 amino acids)
Biological process (GO): protein homooligomerization; potassium ion transmembrane transport
Cellular component (GO): voltage-gated potassium channel complex; membrane; axon
Molecular function (GO): protein binding; delayed rectifier potassium channel activity
Source: RefSeq, a predicted model, not a curated record